UCUACGGCAGCUCCCGGCGUGCCGCGCGCGGGUGCGGCCAUGUUGCGGGGCAAUGUUCCACAGCAGCACGCAGCGCCGGCACUGGACCUUCCAUGGCGAGGAGGAGCUGGCACGGCGCCGCGCUGAGGGGAACCGCCGGGCCCGGGCCAGGGCGGCGGCCAGCGGGAAGGUGCCGCAGGGCGACCCGGUGCUGCUGGAGCCGCACGAGGAGCUGGCGCUAUGCAAGUACUACGAGAAGAGGCUUCUGGAUUUCUGCGCCGCGUUCAAGCCCGCCAUGCCGCGGUCCGUUGUGGGAACAGCUUGCAUGUAUUUCAAACGUUUUUACCUCAAUAACUCAGUGAUGGAGCAUCAUCCUCGGAUUAUAAUGCUAACAUGCAUAUUUUUGGCCUGUAAAGUAGAUGAAUUUAAUGUAUCCAGUGCACAGUUUGUUGGUAACCUUCGAGAAAGUCCUCUUGGACAGGAAAAAGCUCUUGAACAAAUACUGGAAUAUGAACUUCUGCUUAUUCAGCAACUGAACUUCCAUCUUAUCAUCCACAAUCCAUAUAGGCCAUUUGAGGGAUUUCUAAUUGAUAUUAAGACUCGCUAUCCAGUGCUGGAAAAUCCUGAAGUUUUGAGGAAAACAGCUGAUGACUUCCUUAACCGAGUGGCUCUGACAGAUGCAUAUCUGCUCUUUACUCCCUCACAGAUUGCUCUCGCUGCCAUAUUAUCUAGUGGCUCAAGAGCAGGAAUUAAUAUGGAAAGCUAUUUAUCAGAAAGUCUUAGGCUGAAAGAGGACAGAUCAACCUUAUCCAGAUUACUAGAUGAAAUGAAAUGCAUGAAAAAUCUCAUAAAAAAAUAUGAACUGCCGAGGCCUGAAGAGGUUGCUGCUCUAAAACAGAAGUUAGAGAAGUGUCACAGCUUGGACCUCUUAUUUAAUACAAACCCGAAGAAGAGGAAAGGUUAUGAAGAUGAUGAAUAUGUCACAAAAAGAUGUAAAAUGGAUGAGGAAGAGUGGACUGAUGAUGAUCUCAUGGAUUCAGCAUUACUUUGAAGGAAGACAGACUCCUACCACUACAGGAACUACCCUCUGGUGUCAGGUCCAGCACUGGCAAGAUUAGCUUCAAGAAAUCUGGCCCUUGUUUUUGGUUCAGAAAGAGUUUGAUGUGGCUGCAGUGUAGUGUUAAGAACACCAGCUGAUUUUUUUACUUUUUUAUAAACCCAGUUAAGAGUUCUGCAAUACAAACACAUUACAUGCAGCUUUAGGUGUUCCCCAGCUUCACUCUUUUUGCAUUUUGUGUGUAACAAAUUAGGUAGGCAGCUCUGUCUUUCAGUUUGUAUUUUUACCAUGUUAUAUUGCCUGUACCAAAGCAACCAAAUCCACAAAAUAAUCCCUUUUACACACUCUGUUAAAGAUCUAAGUAGGACACACUGAAAGAUAAAUUACUUAUUUGUCUAAAAUGUAAUAUAACAUAGACUUGACAUGGUUAUGGGACAAUCUAAGAAAAGACUUCUGUAGUAACAAGGUGUUGCAAACACAUGUAUUGUCACUAUGGCAGAGCAUCACAUGUGUCUGUCUAGUGUCAUACAUAUGUUAUUUGGGAGCUUUCACCUUCAAAAAGCUGUUCCAGCUGGAGACCAGGGCAACACAGCAAGAGCCACUUAAAUAUUACAGUAAAGUUGCAAAAGCAAAGUCUCUGAUUUAUGUGACAGUGAUUUGGCAGUUCCCAUAGACAGGAAAAACAUUCUUAAGUGUUGUAAAGGUUUGCAACAGUAUUUGUAUGAUAAAAUUAUUUUAGUGGUUAUUUCAUUAGUUUUGUCAGUGAAUCCUUUUAUUCUAACAAACCGUGAUGAUGAAAUACCCUUUAAAUCAAUAGCACAUCUUACUUCUCAUCUUUUUUAACACUUUGUGGGAGUGCAAUGGGCAGGAACACCUUCCACUAGACAAGGUUGCUCCAAGCCUCAUCCAACGUCACCUUCAACACUUCUUGGGAUUGGGGCAUCCCUGCCUUCUCUGGCACUCUGCCAGUCCCUCACCCCACUCACAGGGAACAAUUUAUUAAAUCUCAACCUAUGCAAGGAGUUUUAACAUCUACGUUCUCACCCAAAGAUGUACAAAUUAAGACAUUAGGACAAGGCCAUGCUGACUGAGGACUCAUGCUUAAAAAAUGACACAUAUUAAACACUGCAAAGUAUGCCACCAGUGCAGACACUAAAAAAUUUCUGCAGCAGCCAUGCAGCCAGUUUCCAAAGAGUUAGAAAUACGCAGCUUGAUUUAUUUUAUUUUCACUUAUAAAAAUAUUUAUGCUAGGCUUACAGUACAAGAAAGACCAAACAAUACCUAUUUUAUAAAAUGGUUUAAUGAAUGCAUGCAUGUCUGAUAUAAUGAUCAAUAAAUUUACUGAAUUCAAAUUA
Messenger RNA from Serinus canaria (Common canary), 2391 nucleotides. RefSeq names its product cyclin H (gene CCNH). The transcript is spliced from 10 exons. Gene Ontology annotation, molecular function: cyclin-dependent protein serine/threonine kinase regulator activity. Gene Ontology annotation, cellular component: nucleus; transcription factor TFIIK complex. Gene Ontology annotation, biological process: DNA-templated transcription; regulation of cyclin-dependent protein serine/threonine kinase activity; regulation of transcription by RNA polymerase II. Lineage: Eukaryota; Metazoa; Chordata; Aves; Passeriformes; Fringillidae. The coding region runs from base 53 to 1030 and encodes 325 amino acids. The record is from RefSeq and is a predicted model, not a curated record.